Messenger RNA from Xenia sp. Carnegie-2017, 3632 nucleotides. Its product is annotated as arginine-glutamic acid dipeptide repeats protein-like. The coding region runs from base 259 to 3048 and encodes 929 amino acids. Gene Ontology annotation, molecular function: transcription corepressor activity; chromatin binding; sequence-specific DNA binding. Gene Ontology annotation, cellular component: nucleus. Lineage: Eukaryota; Metazoa; Cnidaria; Anthozoa; Malacalcyonacea; Xeniidae. The record is from RefSeq and is a predicted model, not a curated record. Gene Ontology annotation, biological process: regulation of DNA-templated transcription. The transcript is spliced from 20 exons.
UUAAAAGUUGCAGCCAGCUGUCGUGGACAUUAGCACACAUAAUCCGCCGUUGAAUGUUUGAGAGCACGGAAAGUAUUCAUCGGAUAUGCCGUAAAAUUUUCCUUGUAUUAAGAACAGCCAACAGUACUUGGCAGGAACUGCUUUAAAUUUCAUCUCCGGUAUUAUCAAUCUUCUACGGCAAAUAUUUUUUGAAACUUGUCGAAGGACGCGUGAUAAGGCGAUUAAGAGCGAAUUUUGAAGCGUUUAUGGGCUUGAAAUAUGGUUUUGAAGAAGACAAGUGGGGAAGCAAAGGGAUUAAAAAACGUAGCCAACAAAACUGGUCGUGUUAAAGGAACAAGUGAAUCGGCUUUGGUCGAUAAAAAUGGCAACAUGUUAUCUGUUGAAGCGAAUGGAAAACGAGACGAGAAGAGCCUAGGAAAACGGCAGGGGACGAAAAACGUAAACACUUCAGACAGCAAAGCCAAAGUCCCGAACAAUGAAGAAAUGAAAACUUAUGAAGCUGAUGAUGGUACAGUUUACGAAAUAGACGAUUGCGUUUAUAUUGACAGUCAGAGACCAGAUGUGCCUUUUUUCAUUUGCUCCAUCAAGGAAUUCAAAGUAUGUAAACGCGAAUGUGUCUAUAUCGGAGUGAAAUGGUUUUAUCGUCCUUCUGAAGUUCCUGAAUCUGUUUAUCAGCUUUUAGUUCAAGAUCGAAACACAGAAAACGGUUCACAGGACCAUAUUCUUGAAGAGCAAUCUGUUAAAGAGCGAGAACUGUUUGUAUCUGAUGCAGUAGACACAUAUUCAGUGAAUGCACUUCGAGGAAAAUGUCGAGUUAAAUGCCUCUCGGAAGUUUCUGGUUUGAAAGAGUUCAUUGCGCAAAGUGAUCAUUUCUUUUUUGUUCUCCGAUACAAUCCAGAAACGAGACGUCUAGCCAACCACAAAGGAGAAAUUCGAGUUGGACCUAGUCAUCAGGUACUUCUUCCAGAAUGUCGGUCAAAAUCACUGGCUCCUGAAGAACUGGCUCGCGAACCUUCCAAGGAGGUGUUGACGUGGAAUCCGAUCAUAGAGGAUUACGAUCUCCUAAUGUUUAUUGGGGCAGCUAGGAGCAUGGCGCAAUUAGCGGGCAUAUGCAAAGAAGGAGAUACCACAAAGGGAAUUAAGGCAGCUGCCAGUGAUGAAACCACUAUAAACGCUUUACAUGUGCUUCAUCGCUGUAAUUACGACACUGCUAAAGCAUUACAAUCAUUGGUGAAACGUCCGUUCCCGAAGAUUGUCCGAAUGAGUUGGACUGAAGAUGAUAAUAAAAAGUUCGUAAAAGGUUUGCGGCAAUAUGGAAAAAACUUUUACAAAAUUCGAAAAGAGUUGCUGCCUGAAAAGGAAACGGGUGAUCUCGUUGAGUAUUAUUAUGUAUGGAAAAAGACCACUUCUGCUAUGAGCUCUAGACCACACAGAAGACGUCGACACAACGUUUUGCGGAGACGGAAUAUUACUCGCUCAGCGAAGGCAGCAACUAGUGAAUUUGUUGAAUUGAGUUCGUGUAGUGAAGACGACUAUGACAGUGAAGAUAGCUACAAAGAUUUUCGUCUUUAUUGCUGUCGGCAUUGUUAUUCAUCGAAGUCUAGAAGUUGGCAUCAUGGCGGCUAUGAACGUCUACUCCUUUGCUCCUUGUGUCUAGAGUAUUUUAAAAAAUAUGGUGUUAUGAGAAAGGUAGAAGUAACUCGUGAUCCUCCGCCCUACAUGUUUAAAGGUGUAAUGGGUAAAGAGAAUGAUGCAGAUUAUUUUAUCAAUGGCAAACAGCUGCGCAGCCGCAGAAGUACACCUAAUUCUUCUAGUAGUUUAAGAUAUGGACGUUCAAAGAAUCCCGGUGUUGUUGAUGCUUCAGCAACACGUGACUCGUCACUUCCUUGUCGUAAAUUAACACGACUAACUAAGCCUGGUUCACCUUCGGGUGCAAGCACUGGAAGUAAUACAAGCAGUUCUGGUAGUAACAACACGACUCAAGCAAGCAUAAGCCGAAGGGCCAAGCGAAACGCGGAGUCAACGGUUGAAAUGCCAUUACCACUAAAGAGAAAGAAAUCUGUGUCUAGGGAGUCAGACGACGAACCUGAAACGGACCAAAGUGAAGAAAACAGCUUGCCUCUGGCUGAGCAUGAGCAGACCCCUGCUGAUGCUGACGUCGCAAGUGUUGACAACCGAGUGAGUGCAAAGGAGGACACUUGUUCCAGUCCAACGCCUAUCUCGCUUGACGACCAAGAACUACAGUGUAAAAAAGGGAAGUUUCCUGCAAGAAACUUUCCAAAUGGUAUGACAAGCGCCCGGACAUGUUUGCCUUUUAAAGUUGAUAUCCCAGAGAAAAGUGAUUCACAUAAAGAAAUAGCAGAGAAAAAAUUAAAAGAGAAAAAGGUCGAAAACGAGGAACAAAAGCGAAUUCAGAUGAAACCGCAAAAAUCGGAAAAUAAAUCUGCAUCUGAAACAAUCUCCACUCCAAACGUUACUUCGCAGCAUUAUGAUAACUACCGCAAAUACAUGUCUAGGAUAGGACGUUAUCCAUAUUCUGGGAUAACAGGGACACAUGGCGGUAUUAUGGGACACAUGGCAGUACCGAUGCAAAUGGAUAUGCCAGUGUUUCCUUGGAAUAUAAGACCUGGGGCUAUGAAGGAUUUUGAGUGGUGUGGUUCACAUAAGGCAUCUCUGAGUCGAGGAACUCCUAGUCUUUCACCUACCAUCUUACACCCACCAUCGCUAUUAGAGGGGCAUAUUGCAGGGGGAGCUCCUAUAGCGACAGAUCCAGUCACUGGACUACAUCAUUCACACUCACACAUCCACACACAUUAUCAUGUGCAUCCAGAUCAUCAACCACGAAGCUCGUUGGAACAAAGCAUGCUUUGCAGAAAUCCACCGCAUGAAAUGUGGCUACACCCUAAUUUGGGUAUUUCUGCCGCACAUUCGCAUCCGGGCAUGCCUGGUUGUCAUCCUCGACCUAUUCUUGCACCAACUGACGAUCUCAGUAGUGUGUCUCCUUUUUUCAUGGUCUUUACCCGCCAAGAGAACUUCAUCAAGAAUUAAUGAUGAGUCAAGGCCUGAAAAUUGAUCACAGUUAUCCAUUUUACCCUUCUUUAUUGUCACGUGAACAUUUCAUGCGUUUGCAACGACCUCAAGGUUCAAGGAUCGAAACUGAGCUAAGGAGAUUAGAAAAUGUAGAUGAGGCGAAUGCUAGUCUCUUGCAUCGUUCUGACGCUCGUCAUUUGCCGAGCCCAGUUUUUAAAGCACCGGAAAAUAGUGUAUACCGCAAUUCAAAAAUCACAGAAACAAUAGAUCUAUCAAAAGAUGAUUAAUAUCAUCUUCAAUAUGUGAAGAUGGAGUCUUACAAAGGUUUCAUGGGUUUCCUUAUCGAAAUUCGAAAUAAGUUUCUUAUUUUUUACAUUUAUUACUCAUAUGAUCAUAUGACUUAUUUUCGUCAACAAGGGCUACCUUCCAAACACUCUUAAAGUCCCACUAAUAUGUGGUUUUGUUUGUUUUGUUAAUCUCACGUUGUUUCUUAGAAUUAUUCAAUGGAUGAAGGGGGCGAUUUUGUAAAUAUUGCCGUUAUUUAUACUCCCACUUAGGUUUAUCUUAUAUUUGAAUUCAAAUGAAAUUACUUUUCACGAUUA